Papilio machaon (common yellow swallowtail) is the source of this 1703-nucleotide messenger RNA. RefSeq names its product deoxyribonuclease-2-alpha. Gene Ontology annotation, molecular function: deoxyribonuclease II activity. Bases 268 to 1539 code for a protein of 423 amino acids. NCBI's taxonomy places the organism in Eukaryota, Metazoa, Arthropoda, Insecta, Lepidoptera, Papilionidae. The record is from RefSeq and is a predicted model, not a curated record. Gene Ontology annotation, biological process: apoptotic DNA fragmentation. The transcript has 8 exons.
CAAUAACAAAAUACCUUUGUAACCAGUUUGGCGAAUAAAAAUAAAUAAUGGCGCAGUCUAUCAAUGAAUUUCGCGGUGAUUCGUCACACCAAUUUGUAUACAUGAAAGGAAACAAUUUAACAAUGUUUUAUAAACAAACAGUUGUUUGCAGCCUAUGUAGAUACAUUCUAUGAUCAAAUUCCAUGACAUCAUAAACAACUCUAAUGUGAACUUCCUGAGUCUCCUAUUACUUCGCGGGGGACAUCCAUGAAGUAAACACGUCUCGCGAUGCAUAGCUUUAAAUUACUGGCGAUAUUUUCGUUAAUAUUGACUGAGUGCAAUAGUUUGACACCUCAGUGCAGAAAUGAAAGAGGAGAACCAGUUGAUUGGUUUUAUGUGUAUAAGUUGCCUCGGGAGAAGAAUCACUUGAACCCGUUAGUGCGGAGAGGGGUAGCAUAUAUGUACUUAACCCCAUCUAAAUUAAGAGGAGGAUGGAUUAUGUCAGAUCUAGCCAUAAGCGACUCCCGGUCUAUGGUUGGGAAGACUUUAAUGCCUUUGUACCAAGAUAGGAAUAUAAUAUCUUUGGUGUAUAAUGACCAGCCUCCAGCCACGGAGCACCAGCCAGAUAUUCUACAGUCUGUUGCUGAGAUGUAUUCGAAAAGUAAAAGAGGUCAAAUGAAUCAAGCUGGUGUUAAGAAGUUCAAGAAAUUCAAACUCGGCGAUAAAUACUACGAUGAUUAUGAUUUAGCUGAAAUGUGUAAAAUGCACUCAAAGUUCAUGAAGUCACGUGUGGAAAGUGGACACACUAAGGGGGUGAUAUUAGGGGAUAAGUUUACGGCUCUCUGGUUGGUCCAUUCUGUGCCAAGGUUUCCGCCAUUACCUGACAUUCAUGGUCUCAAUGUUUCUUCAUAUAAUUAUCCGACAACGGGGACAAAGUAUGGACAAUCAUUUCUAUGUGUUUCUGUUCAAACUUCAACAUUAAAUCAAAUUGCAACCCAACUAAAAUACAAUGAACCCUUGAUCGUGUAUUACCAUAUGCCACCGGACUUCGAUAGUGAACUUCCUAAUUUAGUUGAUGUUGUUCAUAAUAAAACUAUAGACGCAUCACCUUGGUACCAUAUAGAAAGUUUCGAAACUUUAGUGGGUCGUAAAUUCUUGUCGUUUGCGAAGAGCGCGAUGUUCAACGACGACCUGUACAGUGGGCUGGUGGCGGAGGUGCUGCAGUCUGACCUGCUCGUCGAGUCCUGGACCAACGGACCUGGAACCUUGGACUCUGAGUGCACGAGGAACUUUCAGGUGCGUAAUAUCGAGCGAUUGAAGUUUCCGAUCGCGAAGAUGUCGUUCACGUCGCACAACGACCACUCCAAGUGGGCGGUGGCGGUCGCGCACAAGAUGCACAACAGCCAGGACACCAAGGUCGCCGACUACUGGGUCUGCGUCGGCGACAUCAACAGAGCGUUGCCCCAGGAGUCGCGGGGCGGGGGCACAGUUUGCACGUCGGGGCCAAUUUUGUGGGGCAACUUCGCGCACCUCAUCGAGUCCGUGCAGACGUGCAACUAACAACUAGUGCGGAUAAACUAAGGACUAAUCGUACCAACCUCUCUCUAAGUCUCAGUGUAAAUAUCUAUUGUGCCACUCUAUUAAGGCGAGGGUUUUCUAUUUUGUACCUAUUUUAUAUGUCCAUUACUUUAUAUAACCUUUUAAUUUUACCCUUUUGGGUUGCA